GCUUUAUUUACUAGUGAGCAUGUAACAAUUUAGAAAUCUGUUGUUUCUGAUAAUACAGACAUCGUGUUUAAUAUUUAGUCUUCCUGUUUUUAUAAAAUAGCUGUCAAAACCACAGUUAGAGAGGUAACGAGUCCAUCAAUGUGUUUUUGCUUCAUGUCGAAGGAAUACUCGCAUCUGACGCACGAGCGUCUUUUUAGUAUAAAGUCACGUUUUCACCCCUGAAAGUCGGUGUUCCUAGCAAGUAAUGUUCCACCUGGUGCAGCAAUGUCAACAGAAUUUUCGGAUCCUGAAAACAUGUUUACACUUAUCUUUACUAAAACAAACAUGUUUUUCAAAUGCAAUAUUUUUAUGCCCAAGGUGUUUACAGUUUAACCGAGACCUAAGCAAACAUUCUGCAAUCUUACUUCCGUGGUAAUAGAUGCUUUGUAAACAAGACUCGGUUGGCAGCCUGAGAAUAAAGCUGUGCGUAUCAUCAACGAAAAAACUGAUAAGUUUUAGGAUGAAGCUCACUGAGUCGCUGGCCUUGUUCAUGAUUCUCCUAACAGCAUUGUUUUGUGAAGCUCGUGCAAGGACGAUGCGCCAUAACUCCCUUCACCAUCAUAUGACAGAAAACGACCUGAAUUACUUUUUCGGCGUUGAUAAUCAUUUACAAGUUCCAGAGUAUGAUGUAACUAGUCCGUACCAGCUAGAUGAAAGAGGUCUUCCAAUUCAUGACCAACGUCAGCGACGAACGGAUGAACUGCGCGAAAACGUGUUUUAUAAAGUCCCUGCAUUUGGUAGAGAACUGGACUUGAACCUUACAUUGAACCGAAAGUUGAUGUCACGUAACCUCAUCAUGGAGACGAGGCGUACUGAUGGCACAGUGUCACAUGCUAGCGUGCCCAAAAACACAUACUAUCUUGGUCACGUGGUGUCCGAUCCACAUUCAAUGGUUGCAGUUAGCAAUGAAGGAGGACUGACUGGGAUGCUAAAACUAUCAAGUGAUACUUUGUUCAUACACCCACUACCGACUCAUCUUGCAAAGAGGGCAGCUCCCAAUGGACAAAAAGCGACACCUCAUUUAAUUUACAAGAGGUCUCUUCAGAUUCACGUUGAUGACCAAAGAACAAAAACAGAUUUGAUGAGCACCAAUAACAAAUCGGACGAAGUUAAGAAAGAAAAGAUGAAACUCAAAACAAUGGAGGCAUUCCUGAUGCUCGAGGCUGAUACAGCAGCCAGUCUAGAGAGAGAAAAUCGCGACCCUCAACAGUUCCUUCUUUUGUUGGGAAAUAUAAUUUCAGGUCUCCUAAUGGAUCCGAGCAUUGGAGAUAUUCGUAUCUCUUACGUAGUUUCGGGAAUAAUUGUAAUCGACAAAAAGGUUUUAGAAGUAGAAUACACAGAUACCAAAAAGUUAUGGAUGAAGAAGUUGGCAAAUUAUUUAAGAUCUAUUAACAACCCAGACGAUGCUAGCCCAGAUCAUUUUGACGUAUGUUCCCUUAUAUACAGCAUGAGAAGUGGAGUCGGCGGACUCGCUUCUCUCAGGAGCAUGUGCAAGAUAGUGGCUGGAAACGUUAACAAUAUGGUGGGCCUACAAACUGCGCUCGUAAUCGCUCACGAAACUGGUCACAACAUGGGUGUGCCUCACGAUGGAAGCAGGGCCGACUGUCCAGAGGGUACCUACAUUAUGGCACCCGCACUCCCAGGGGGUCGAUCCGCUGAAACUUGGUCUCCGUGCAGUAGCGAAAUCAUUCAAGAUUUCCUGAAUAGUAACAGAUCAUCGUGUUUAAAUGACAAAGCCCAAAACGAAGCAACAGUGGUUUAUAAGGAAAUAAAACCGAGAAGUAUUCCCGGCAACAUAAAAUUUGACACACUAGGAGUCAGGACUGCACGUGAUACAACAAAGUUGAUUGAUCUUAAAAAGUUCAACCAGGGGAAACAAUUAGAGAGGUUUCCUGGCGAAAUCAUGAGUGCAGACGAUCAAUGUGCCUUGCAGUAUGGAAAGAACCACAGACAGUGCUACCAAAAAAGGACUGACUGCGGUAGCUUGUGGUGUACAUUGGACGGAUACUCAUGCUUUAGUCAAACUGCCCCUAUCGCAGAUGGAACUCCCUGUGGAAGCAGACAGUGGUGCAUUAAAGGAGAAUGUGUUGACAAUGGACGUCCUCAUAUAAAUGGCUGGUGGAGCGAGUGGUCGAACUUUACAUCCUGUUCUCGAACGUGUGGUGGAGGAGUACAACACAGAAAACGAACAUGCACAAACCCACCGUAUGUGUUUACAUGCCACUUAAAUAAUCACAUUUAUUGUAUGGCAAGCUCCGCGAGCGGGCAAGAUGAAUCAAAUCCUGCGCUGUGAUUGGCUA
Orbicella faveolata is the source of this 2339-nucleotide messenger RNA. Its product is annotated as A disintegrin and metalloproteinase with thrombospondin motifs 6-like. Gene Ontology annotation, cellular component: extracellular matrix. The record is from RefSeq and is a predicted model, not a curated record. Gene Ontology annotation, biological process: proteolysis; extracellular matrix organization. NCBI's taxonomy places the organism in Eukaryota, Metazoa, Cnidaria, Anthozoa, Scleractinia, Merulinidae. Gene Ontology annotation, molecular function: metalloendopeptidase activity; calcium ion binding.